AUGGCCGUACCAAAAAAAACAGGCACGCACCCUUCACGGGUGUUAUCGGUGGCUCAGUUGCCUGCCGAGGAGUCCCAACCAGGGCCAAAGAGGGCCGGAAUAAACUUUCAUCCCAUCUUGAGUUUUUCAGAAGAGGACAAGAUUGGAACCAUCCAGCCCCACGAUGAUGUGAAAAGAGUGAUAGUGAAUGGCGACAGUGCGGCUAAGGUUAUGUACCUCGACCUUUACAAAGGGUUGAGGUUAAAACCGGAGGACUUGAUGCCCUAUAGCUCUCCUCUGAUGAGCUUCAACGGGAAGCUGGUCAUUCCAAAGGGCAUGAUUAGGUUACCCAUCCAGACCGGCCCAGAAAUAGUAGAGGUGAACUUUAUCGUGGUGGACACCUACACCCCCUAUACAGCCAUCGUCGGUAGGCCCUGA
This is a messenger RNA of Quercus lobata, 417 nucleotides long. RefSeq lists its product as uncharacterized. The record is from RefSeq and is a predicted model, not a curated record. The coding region runs from base 1 to 417 and encodes 138 amino acids. The transcript has a single exon. NCBI's taxonomy places the organism in Eukaryota, Viridiplantae, Streptophyta, Magnoliopsida, Fagales, Fagaceae.